GUUCUUAACUUUUUCUUUUAAUUUGAUUUGUCUUUAUUUUAAUGAUGUUUGACUUCCAUAUGUUUCAAAGAGAUUCCGUUGAUUCCGUUGAUUCCGUUGAUUCCGUUGAUUCCGUGAAUUCGAUGUGGCGGUAAUCUCACGGCAAAACAAAAACUCACGGCAAAACAAACUAAACUCACGGCAAAACGAACUAAACUCACGGCAAAACGAACUAAACUCACGGCAAAAGGCAAUAAAUUCACGGCAGAAUAAACUUAACUCACGGCAGAAUAAAGAAAGCCACGGCAAAAUAAACUAAACUCACGGCAGAAUAAAGAAAGCCACGGCAAAAUAAACUAAACUCACGGCAGAAUAAAGAAAGCCACGGCAGAACAAAGAAAGCCACGGCAGAAUACAGUAAAAGCAACGACGUAUUGGGUUCCCUGUUGAUUUUUAUACCGCGAGCAAUUUGUCAGCGGUUUUGAUGUUGUAAAUAAAAAUGGCGUCUGGUUCGAGUGGAUCCUGCCAAGGUUGUGGUUCCUUAUUACUUUCGCAAGCGAAUAUGUGUAGAUUUUGUACCCAAGCGUCUACUGGUCAGUUAGAUGACGACAAUACACGUGCAGACAUUUCGAGCACUGAUGAUGAAGAAGAAGAAGAGUUAUUAAACGAAGAAGAGGUUAUUACAUAUUACUUUCGUCUUGGAUUCGAAUAUAAAGAAAUCCUGCAUUUUCUUUGUGAGCGUCAUCAGCAUCCCAUAAGUCGAUGUACACUGAUAAGGAGACUUAAACAAUAUGGGCUGUCGAGGCGUGGUAUUACCGAUAAAGAAGGAUUCAAUGAGACAUUUGCAAAGGUCCGAGAACGCAUAAGUGAGCUGAUCAAAGGCCCUUCGUCAUCUAUGGGCUAUAGAGCAAUAUGGCACACAUUGAGAAUGGAAGGUAUCCUGGUACCAAGAAAAGUUGUACAGGAUUUGCUGAAAGAGAUGGAUCCAGAAGGAACUGAAAAAAGGAAAAAAAAUCGUUUGAAAAGGAGAACAUACAACAAUCCUGGACCAAACUAUGCCUGGCACRUGGAUGGAUACGACAAAUUAAAACAAUGGGGAUUCCCGAUUCAUGGUGGAAUUGACGGAUUCAGUAGAAAGAUAUUGUGGCUCAAGGUUGCAAGGUCCAACAAUUCUCCAGACAACAUUGCAUUUUUUUUUUUUUGUUGAGGCCAUUUCUGCUGUUGGAGGCUGCCCAGUACACUUAGUAACAGAUUUAGGUACAGAAAAUGGAUUAUCUGCAUCAAUUCAGAAUUUUUUUCGUGAUGAUUUUGCUGCACACAGAUAUGUAGCAUCACCCCGUAAUCAAAGUAUGGAAGGAUGGUGGUCAUACUUUGCAAAAAGCCAUUCUGCAUGGUGGAGAAGGUUUUUCACAGAUUUGGAAUUUCAAGGGAUAAUUGACACUUCAUCUGAGCUUGAUAUGGAAUGUUUAUGGUUUUGCUUUCACAGAGUCAUCCAGAAACAACUUGAUUAUGUAACAGAUCAUUGGAAUAGUCAUAGGAUAUGCCAAUCAAGGCAUAACACUAAACCUGUACGCCCAGAUUCACUUUUCUUCUGUCCUGAACUUCAUGGAGCAGAUCCAAACCUCAAACUGGAAGUUCCAUCUACUGAAAUGGAUCAUGUGUUGCAGCAUCUAGUCAUGAAACCAGAAAAAAAUGUCCAUCAGGAAUAUUUUGAAUAUGCCCAAGAGCAGUUGUCCAUAGAACAACCAAGCAGUUGGCAAGAGGCACUG
Molecule: messenger RNA, 1748 nt
Organism: Actinia tenebrosa (Australian red waratah sea anemone)
Lineage: Eukaryota; Metazoa; Cnidaria; Anthozoa; Actiniaria; Actiniidae
Source: RefSeq, a predicted model, not a curated record